Halteromyces radiatus is the source of this 458-nucleotide messenger RNA. RefSeq lists its product as uncharacterized. The annotation marks the transcript as partial. NCBI's taxonomy places the organism in Eukaryota, Fungi, Mucoromycota, Mucoromycetes, Mucorales, Cunninghamellaceae. The transcript has a single exon. The record is from RefSeq and is a predicted model, not a curated record.
UUUUUUUACAAGAUAGAUGGAAGAAGAGAUGGAAAAUCUUUUGACAAUCAGAAUUACUCUAUGAGAUCUUUUUUCUUUUCUUUUCUUUUCUUUUUUUUUCUUUUUUUAAAAAAAGAAGACAUCAUCAGGAUAUAUCGGUCUAACUCUAUUCAUUAUUUUUUUUUGUGGCUUUACUCCCUGCAUAAGCCUCGUUUUCACAAGGUAUCACCUAUAGCUACGCAUAAUAUCAUUUACCAAGAUAUUUUUGAUCAAGUGUACUGUUGUGUUUUAUGUAUGAGAUGAGAUGUAUUGAUAAUGCAUAAGAAUCUGAUGGAUGAGAUGAUGCUUAAUGGAUGGGAUAAGAAGUGAUAGAUGAUAUACCACUAGAUAUCUGACACUGGACUCUAUAUGAUUAAGAACGUACGUUAUGACUGGAAAAUAUAAAUAAAAAUCGAUUCUAUAGCUUAGACUAAACCUAC